This is a messenger RNA of Linderina pennispora, 780 nucleotides long. RefSeq names its product putative 5-3 exonuclease. Gene Ontology annotation, molecular function: 5'-3' RNA exonuclease activity; RNA binding. NCBI's taxonomy places the organism in Eukaryota, Fungi, Kickxellomycota, Kickxellomycetes, Kickxellales, Kickxellaceae. Gene Ontology annotation, biological process: rRNA catabolic process; nuclear-transcribed mRNA catabolic process. The transcript has 2 exons. Gene Ontology annotation, cellular component: nucleus. Bases 1 to 780 code for a protein of 259 amino acids. The record is from RefSeq and is a predicted model, not a curated record.
AUGGGCAUUCCAAAGUUCUUCCGCUGGCUGGGCGGGCGGUACCCGCUCAUUUGCGAGCGCGUCAAGGACGACAACAUCCCCGAGUUCGACAACCUGUAUCUGGAUAUGAACGGCAUUAUCCACAACUGCACGCAUCCCAAGGACGGGAAUGCACCGGCGCCCAAGACGGACGAGGAGCGGUUCCUGGCGAUCUUCAACUACAUUGACUUCUUGUUCAGCAAGAUCCGGCCGCAGAAGGUGUUCUUCCUGGCGAUUGACGGUGUGGCGCCGCGGGCCAAGAUGAACGAGCAGCGGGCGCGGCGGUUCCGCACUGCCAGGGACCUGCAGCAGGACUACGAGAAGAAGCAGAAGGAGCAGCACAAGGCGGGCGAGAAGCCGGCUGUGGACCAGGCGGAGUACGAUGUGGACGCGUUUGACCCGACGUGCAUCACGCCCGGAACCGAGUUCAUGAGCAAGCUGACGGAGGCGCUGCGCUACUACGUCAACAAGCGCAUCUCGGAGGACGUCGACUGGCGCAAGCCCAAGGUGAUCCUCAGCGCACCCAACGUGCCGGGCGAGGGCGAGCACAAGAUCAUGGACUUCAUCCGGUUCUCGCGCGCGCAGCCCGGGUACCGCGCCAACACGCGGCACUGCCUGUACGGAUUGGACGCCGACCUGAUCAUGCUCGGCCUGCUGAGCCACGAGCCGCACGUGUCGCUGCUGCGCGAGGAGGUGCUGUUUGGCCCGGCGUCGCGCACCGCUUCGGCCCCUGGAGCGCGGUACACCCGCGACCGCAGUUGA